This is a messenger RNA of Auanema sp. JU1783, 2715 nucleotides long. The record is from the annotation of a GenBank genome assembly. Lineage: Eukaryota; Metazoa; Nematoda; Chromadorea; Rhabditida; Rhabditidae.
AUGUUAAUUUCUUAUAUUAAGGCUGAUCCUCGAGGCUGUAUGAGUGUUCAACCCCCACCUGGUGGUGGGCGGUUAUCCGAUGAUGUAUAUAGGAAAAUCAGGGCCGUAGAUCAGGGGACCAGCACCUUAACACAAUCUGGUUUGCAAGGCUUGAGUGCUAGGAUACUUGAUAAAUCAGAUUUUCGAUCCCAAAACAAUCCAUCAGAAGUCUAUGUUGUUCAAUUGGUCGAAAUAAUCAAAAAACCGGGACAAUCGUUAGGAUUGUACCUUCGUGAGGGUAAUGGUAUUGACAAGGGCAAUGGCGUAUUUGCUAGCCGGUUCGGUGAUAAUUCUGAACUCGAAAAAUAUGGUGAUGUCAUCCGACCGGGUGAUGAGAUCCUUUCGAUUAACAACGUUGAAGUGUCAACUAUGUCGAUUGAUGAUGUUGUACUUAUACUUAGUAUACCCCGACGGCUUCUCCUUAGGAUUCGAUACAAUAAAAAUCGUAGGGAUCAGCAAGCUUGGACUUCCAAUCGCCCCUCUAUAUCAGAUCGCCCAGUUGUAGUUUUUCAUAAGUUAGAAGAACGUAAUGAUUCACAAUCUGCUAAUAGUUCUCUGCUUGCUCAGCCAAUGAACACUGCCAAUACAUGGUUGGGAAAGAAAGCUCGACAGCAACAACAACAGGAAAUGUCAUCGACUCGAAUGGCUCCAACUGUUGUUUCGUCUGCUACUCCUCGUACAAUUGGAUCAUAUCAGCCUCGAAUGCUCAAUGGGAAUGCUGGCCAGCCAAUGAAUCCGAGAAUUGAUAACGCCUACGACUCCUUUGACACAAUCGCUCGAACUGCCAGAGUGCCUCCACCUAAAAUUUAUUCAUCAUCUACGGUUCGACGAACGGAGAGCUUCAAUUCAGCGCCUGGGGUUUUAUCCCAUGGAGCUUAUUCAACAAUGCAACGUCCAUCUACUGCUGUUUCACCCGGAGAGGAUGAACGUAUAAAACAACAGCAGAACCUACUUUCACGAUCUCUUUGUUCCCCAGUACUUUCUCGUCCUUUGCGAACAAUUGAUAAUAAAAGUAAUUCAUUACCUAGACGUAGAGCUAUAUCAGGACCACGGAACGUUAAAUGGAGAACGGACGUUAUAGGAUCGGAUGUGUAUGGGGAAGAUGAUGGAGCAACAUCAGCUCCAGAAUACUCCCCCAGUCCAGUAUUUGGUCAUGGUCGACAACCGCAUCAAUAUCAGCGGUCUUUGAGUAGCUGUGGACGAACUGUCAACGAAAUCUUCUCUGCAGCUGAGUACCGCAAUUGGGCAACUCCAACUGAUCCACGAAUUCGAGGGAACAGAUGGUCACAUACUUAUGGAGAAAACCGAGGGCCUCGCUCAUCUUCACUGCCGGGUAGAAAUUUGAUAACACAGUCUUUGGUUGGCUCGCCGGUUAUUUCUCGCAAUGCUGUUGCUCUGCAGCAGCAAUUAUAUCAAGAUAGGCCAUCUCAUACCUUCGAUAGGUAUCACGUUUCUCCUUUAAUGAAUAGGAGAGCUCCAUUACGAACUGCUGGACCAGGGAUUAAUGUGGAUCGAUUGAAUGUCUCAAGUUUGUCGGGAAUUUUAUUUGUUCAGAUAAUUGAGGGUAAAGGACUACGAAUUCCCGAAAAGGAGAAAGAAAGAACAGAAGAGAUGUAUUGUGUGUUGGAAGUCAAUGACCAACAUAGAGCUCGAACUGGAGUAACAAGAGAAAUCCAACGUGAAGACCGUUACAGAUGGAGGGAAACAUUUCACAUCGAUGUUUAUGAGGCGACUAUACUUCAAUUUUAUAUUUAUUCCUGGCAUCCACAAUAUAGACAUAAAUUAUGGUUCCGUGGUUCAUUACGUUUGUUAGACAAAUUUAUAGCCGAUCACUUGACGGGUGAUCGAAUGUUUUCCUUAAAUCUGGAGCCUAGAGGUCAAAUUCAUGUACGUGUCGGAUAUCAUGACUUACCUUCCAUUUUCCGAAGAACAGUCAGUCCCAGAAUAGACAGCGUUUUUGGAGUAUCUUUGAACAGACUUCUUCAACGAGAAGGAAGAGAAACUCCAAUCGUUCUAACGCGUCUCAUCCAUGAAUUAGAUCGACGAGGUUUAGAUUACGUUGGUCUAUAUGUUUUGUGUGGGGCUGUGGAGAAAAAGCAAAUGCUCCGAGAAGAUCUGGAACGGAAUCCCUUGGGUACGGAUCUGUCACCAGAUUCUAUGCCUGAUACCAAUGUUCUGGCUUGUCUGGUUAAGGAUUUUCUUCGAGAGUUACCAGAACCAAUUAUUUCUUCACAAAUUGAGGGAAUGCUCUGUGAUGCUUCUGUUGUUGCGCCUCCUAAUGAUGUUCAAGGGAGUCGUCAACUUAUAUUCCGGGUUAUUGACUGCUUAUCUACACAGAAUAGGAAAUGUCUGAUGCUUGUAUUGGAUCACUUAGUUCAAGUUCUUUCAAAGUCUCCUCAUAAUGGUAUGACAGUAUUGAAACUUUCAAUUGUGUUUGGACCUUUACUAAUUUGUACAUCGGAGAGUCAAACAGCUAACUUACCAACUCAAUAUGGAAUGAACUCGCCAAGCACUGGACUAUUACCUUCGCUUGAUACAAAUCGUGCUGCAAAAGCUAUCCAAUUACUACUAGAACAUUGGCCAAGCAGAGUUAACGGCUUCGAAAGCGACAGCGAAUCACCAACGUAUGCCUUAACUGGUUCAGUCCCAAAUAGAAUAUCUGAGUCCCAGUGUUAA